AUGCCUACAGUGAAAAGAUUAGAACUGACUUACGAUGAGUUAAACGAGUAUGGGACGUUUUCGGAGGGGGACACGAUAACAGGGAAGGUUACUCUGGAACUAGAAAAAGAAACCAAGAUCGAAAGCCUCUUCGUAAAACUUAAAGGCGACGUUAGAGUUAAUUGGUCUGAAAAAUAUGGGGAUAAAUCCAGAAACUACAGCGCGCACACGAGACUGUUUAAACAGAAGCAGCUUCUCAUCAGACAAGAGUCCAAUGACACCAAACGUCCUGCAGGGAUUCAUAUGUUCAAAUUCAGCUUGAGUAUACCACAAGGAAAUAUGCCCUCAUCUUUUCGAGGUACUUAUGGAAAAGUUGUUUACAAACUUGAGGCCAAGCUGUCGAGAAACUGGAGGAUGGACAGUACAGAUGAAAAGGAGCUUUGUUUUCGGUCAAAGGCAUUUUCUAAUAUUGAUCAAAUGAAUUUGCCACAGGUCCGCUCAACAAAUAAAGAAGUUGGUGUCUUCAGAAAAGGGACAGUGCAGAUGGAUGUUACAGUUGACAAGAGAGGUUAUGUCCCAGGUGACUCUGUGUUGAUAACUGCAAAAGUCAACAAUUCCUCAUCCAAAGAUGCCACACCCAAAUUCAGCUUCAUUCAAGAUGUGUUGUGCCGAGCAAGUGGAAAUACUAAGCAUGAAAAAAAUGUAAUUCACAGAGAAAUUCGAGAGCGUGUUAAACCUCAAACUUCUAAGGAACUCAGAUUUUCUUUCAAGAUUCCUUCCAAAACACCACUGUCCAUUCAGAACUGUAACAUACUGUCUGUGGUUUACCGCAUUAAGGUAUAUCUGGAUAUCAGUUUUUCCUUUGAUCCAGAGGUUGUGUUACCAGUGGAUCUUUUCUGGAUCAGUCCUCAUUCUGCAGGUGGCGCGGUUGGAGGCCCGAGCGCCAGUGAUUUCCCCGCUCCAGUAUCUUUUGCUAGUCCUUAUUCUCCAGCUGCAGGAGCAUCUCUGUAUCCAGAAACAGCUCAACACCCACACAGUCCUCCAGUGUACUCCGGAGCUCAGCCAGAUGCAUACGGAUCUCCAUUUUCCUCAUCAUCAUCAGCCUCUGUUCUUUACCCUCCUCCUCCCGCUGGGCCAGCACACUCCCAGUUCACUUCAGCGCCACCGUCUUACGAUACGCUGGAACCUCCUCCACCAAGUUACUCCUUAGCCCCACUUUCCUCUGGAGUAACUGUGCCUUCUGCCCCUGUGAUGACUGAAAACUUCCUCUCCCGAACAGAUGAGGAGCCUCCAUCGUAUGAAAUCCUCUUCCCCUCAUCCAAUGUUUUCUUGUCUUCUGUUUUUAAAAUGCCUUCAGUGAAAAGAUUAGUACUGACUUACGAUGAGUUAAACGAGUAUGGGACGUUUUCGGAGGGGGACACUAUAACAGGGAAGGUUACACUGGAACUAGAAAAAGAAACCAAGAUCAAAAGCCUCUUCGUAAAAGUUAAAGGCGACGUUAGAGUUAAUUGGUCUGAACCAGAUGGAGAUUCCCCAGGGGGCAUCUACAGGGCGCACAUGAGACUGUUUAAACAGAAGCAGUUUCUCAUCCGCCAAGAGUCCAGUGGCACCAAACUUCCUGCAGGGAUUCAUAUUUUCAAAUUCAGCUUGAGUAUACCACAAAGAAAUAUGCCCUCAUCCUUUCAAGGUACUUAUGGAAAGGUUGUUUACAAACUUGAGGCCAAGCUGUCGAGAAGCUGGAGGAUGGACAGUACAGAUGAAAAGGAGCUUUGUUUUCGGUCAAAGGCAUUUCCUCAUAUUGAUCAAAUGAAUUUGCCACAGGUCGGCUCAACAAAUAAAGAAGUUGGUGUCUUCAGUAAAGGGACAGUGCAGAUGGAUGUUACAGUUGACAAGAGAGGUUAUGUCCCAGGUGACUCUGUGUUGAUAACUGCAAAAUUCAACAAUUACUCAUCCAAAGAUGCCACACCCAAAUUCAGCUUCAUUCAAGAUGUGUUGUACCGAGCAAGUGGAAAUACUAAACAUCAUGAAAAUGAAAUUCACAAAGAAACUCGAGUGUCUGUUAAACCUCGAACUUCUAAGGAACUCAGAUUUUUUUUCAAGAUUCCUUCCAAAACACCACUGUCCAUUCAGAACUGUAACAUACUGUCCGUGGAGUACCGCAUUAAGGUAUAUCUGGAUAUUAGUUUUUCCUCUAAUCCAGAGGUUGUGUUACCAGUGGAUAUUUUCUGGAUCAGUCCUCAUUCUGCAGGUGGCGCAGUUGGAGGCACGAGCGCCAGUGACUUCCCCCCUCAGCUGCCAGAUGCAUACGGAUCUCCAUUUUCCUCGUCAUCGUCAGCCUCUGUUCUUUACCCUCCUCCUCCAGCAGCACCACCACCUCCUCCCGGGCCAGCACACUCCCAAUUCGCUUCAGCGCCACCAACUUACAAUACGCUGGAACCUCCUCCACCAAGUUACCCCUUAGCCCCACUUUCCUCUGGAGUAACUGUGCCUUCUGCCCCUAUGAUGACUGAAAACUUCCUCUCCCGAACAGAUGAGGAGGCUCCAUCGUAUGAAAUCCUCUUCCCCUCAUCCAAUGGUUCAAAUUCUGACCAAAAAUAG
This is a messenger RNA of Periophthalmus magnuspinnatus, 2577 nucleotides long. RefSeq lists its product as uncharacterized. Gene Ontology annotation, cellular component: plasma membrane; cytoplasm. The transcript has 12 exons. Gene Ontology annotation, biological process: protein transport. The record is from RefSeq and is a predicted model, not a curated record. The coding region runs from base 1 to 2577 and encodes 858 amino acids. Lineage: Eukaryota; Metazoa; Chordata; Actinopteri; Gobiiformes; Gobiidae.